Molecule: messenger RNA, 1378 nt
Organism: Linum trigynum
Lineage: Eukaryota; Viridiplantae; Streptophyta; Magnoliopsida; Malpighiales; Linaceae
Source: the annotation of a GenBank genome assembly
CGCGAAACUAGAGUUGACAGAGAAACUGCGCGUGCCCCUCCACUCAGCAAGAUUUGCCUUCUGGUUUUUCUGAUCGGCUGAGAGGAAAAGGAGCUCGCAGAGCAAGCUGAACUGAGAAAGAUGAGGAAAUUGAAGCAGUUCAUAGCAGGGGAUGAGGAUGGCGAUAGGGGAGAGAGCUUCUUGGAGGAAGAUUCAGAUGGGUCUUGUUCCCUCACUGCAACACAGAGAAUGUACGCAUUCGCGGCUUGCCUGGCUGCUGGUCUGGCUUUCAUGUUUCUGUCAUUGAUUGUCUUUGUGAAACCCAUCAAGUUCGCCUUGUUGUUCACUUUCGGCAACAUAUUUGCUGUUGGAAGCACAGCCUUUCUCAUUGGAACUGGGCAGCAACUGACCAUGAUGUUUGACUCCACCCGUGUAUAUGCAACUUCCAUAUACCUUGGAUUCGUCGUUAUAUCACUUAUCUGCGCUCUUUUGAUCCACAACAAGAUUUUGACACUGAUUGCUAUACUAUGUGAAAUAUGUGCCCUAAUUUGGUACAGUUUGAGCUACAUUCCUUUCCCCUCCUCAUUUGUAUUAACACAAUCCCAUUUGAGCUCCUGGGGAGAAGAAAUGCAUCACUCUCGGCUCCCUGGUUCUUGCUGUGUGCAAAACUGCAAAUGCAGUUCGUUUUUCCUUUAUUCCACCUUCUGUCCCCUCCUUAGGCAUUGUUUAUCCUCGGCCUUGAAGAAGCAAACGAAUGGGCCUCGAGUCUCAGAAUAGCAAAUUGGGCCUCGUGAUCCAAUCCGCACCUGCAGAGGAAUCUCUAUGAUGAUUUCUAAAACAGACUCCUCCAGACAAACUGGAUUAGCCUAUCUCAUUAGUGAAUAGUGAUCAUAUAGGGAAUAAAUGAGUUUCACAAAAUGAGUUUCUUGGACAGGCAACUGUGCAUACUGUACAGUACUAAUAUAGCAGCAGAGCAGAGACGACUGACAGUCACAGUAGGAAUGGAACAGGUUUGCCUGGAUGGGCCAGAUGGAAGAAGAAGAAGAAGAAGAAGGUUAUUUAUAUAUUUGGCUUCCUUCUGCAGAAAUGGGCCCAGAAAAUAGACCAAAGGAAAGGAGAAAAAAAUAGAAGAAGGGUAGGUGUGAUAUCAACUUUACACCAAGAAAGAAGCAUGUGGAAUAUCUUUUACUUCCCUAUCUUGAGUGGUAGCUACCUACUGAAUUACUGAUACUCAUUUUUGUGUUUGUUGAAAUAGGGAUCUCAUCACGCUCCCUUUACUUCUCCCCACAUCCAAAAUUUACCACCCACGUUGACCCUUCUUUUGGAUUCGUAUUUUUUCCUUUGAUUUUUUCUAUCAAAAUCCAGAACUAUAGGACUGGAAUAACAGUACAACAAAUUC